AUGCCAAUUCGUGUCUAUGUAGGUUUGCUGAGCGGAAAGUCUGCCAGCCUGCUGACCGAUCCGGAAUCGCAGGUUGAACUCUUGCGCCGGCAGGCGCAAGCAGAGCUGGAAACGCACCUUAGCCAUUUGGUUCUUUCUGGUGGUGAGGUGCUGUGGCCGAGCUCUACGCUGGAAAACGCCGGCGUCACAGAUGGAGCUGAGCUGGUUGGCAUCGUGCGGCCAGCGGCCCUCGCGAAUGGCGAUACGGCUUUGGCGUUCUUGGCGGAGGAUGGCAGGGUCGUGGCCUGGGGCGAUCCUCGAGGAGGAGGGGACUUUUGGUCCGUGCGAGAGCAUCUUCAUAGCUGCCAGCAGAUCCAGGCUUCCUACGGCGCCUUCGCGGCUAUUCGGGAUGAUGGGCGUGUGAUCACCUGGGGCAACCCGGACACUGGGGCCGACAGCAGUGGUGUCCAGGACCAGCUGUAUGACAUUUUCCAACUCGCCGCUACCUGCGAAGCGUUUGCAGCGUUGCGCUUGGACGGGACAGUGGUGGCAUGGGGCAGUUUUGAAGAUGGCGGAGACUGCGACGUGCUCCGAGACCAACUCCACGACGUCCGAUGUAUUUCAGCAGCCGACUUCGCCUUCGCUGCCGUAUGCCGUGACGGCUCAGUCGUGACAUGGGGAAACGAGCUUUUCGGCGGGGACAGCAGCGCCGUGCAGCAUCGUCUGAGGAAGGUCCGGUGCAUCCAGUGCACUGCGCGAGCCUUCGCCGCGAUCUUGGAGGAUGGCUCUGUGGUCACCUGGGGCUCCGAAGAGGAAGGCGGCGACAGCAGAGCCGUGCAAGAUCAGCUUUGGCAGGUCCGUGCAAUCCAGGCUACCAGCGUAUCGUUUGCGGCGAUCCGCGAAGAUGGGAGAGUGGUGACAUGGGGUGACGAGAAGUUUGGCUGA
Molecule: messenger RNA, 924 nt
Organism: Symbiodinium natans
Lineage: Eukaryota; Dinophyceae; Suessiales; Symbiodiniaceae
Source: the annotation of a GenBank genome assembly